Hipposideros armiger (great roundleaf bat) is the source of this 4935-nucleotide messenger RNA. RefSeq names its product spalt like transcription factor 4 (gene SALL4). NCBI's taxonomy places the organism in Eukaryota, Metazoa, Chordata, Mammalia, Chiroptera, Hipposideridae. Gene Ontology annotation, cellular component: nucleus. The record is from RefSeq and is a predicted model, not a curated record. Gene Ontology annotation, biological process: regulation of transcription by RNA polymerase II. Gene Ontology annotation, molecular function: DNA-binding transcription factor activity, RNA polymerase II-specific; RNA polymerase II cis-regulatory region sequence-specific DNA binding. The transcript is spliced from 4 exons. The coding region runs from base 110 to 3271 and encodes 1053 amino acids.
ACUGGGACAUGCGCGUUCCGGCCGAAGGGGGGUAAAUUUCCCAACUCCAGGAAUUUGUGGCGGAGUGGGCAAAUUACCGCAGCUCUCCCGGCGCCCCGAUGCUCGCACCAUGUCGAGGCGCAAGCAGGCGAAACCCCAACACAUCAACUCGGAGGAGGACCAGGGCGAGCAGCAGCCGCAGCAGCCGGCCCCAGAGUUUGCAGAUGCGGACCCAGCGGCGCCGGCGGCGGGGGAGCCGGGUGCUCCCAUGAACCACCCAGGGACUGGUGAUGACAUGACUGGGGACCGAGUGACGCUGAAGAGGCCUCGUCGGGAGGAGACUCACGUCUGCGAGAAAUGCUGUGCAGAGUUCUUCAGCUUCUCCGAGUUCUUAGAACACAGGAAAAAUUGCACUAAAAAUCCACCUGUCCUCAUCAUGAAUGACAGUGAGGGGCCGGUGCCUUCAGAUGACUUCUCCGGGGCUGUGCUGAGCCACCAGCCACACAGUCCCAGCAGCAAGGACAGUCACAGGGAGGAUGGCGGCAGCUCAGGGGACGUGAAGCAGAAGCCAGGGGUGGAGCCUGUUCUGUACUUGAAGACGGAGACGGCCCUGCCCCCCACCCCCCAGGACUUAAGCUAUUUACCCAAAGGCAAAGUGGCUAACACUAACGUCACUCUCCAAGCACUACGGGGCACCAAGGUGGCGGUGAAUCAGUGCAGCGCGGACGCGCUGCCAGCCCCCUUGCCCGGUGCCAACAGCAUCCCGUGGGUCCUGGAGCAGAUCCUGUGUCUGCAGCAGCAGCAGCUACAGCAGAUCCAGCUCACCGAGCAGAUCCGCAUUCAGGUGAACAUGUGGGCGUCCCAUGCCCUCCACUCCGGCAUGGCGGGAGCCGACACCCUGAAGACGUUAGGCAGCCACAUGUCCCAGCAGGUUUCUGCGGCCGUGGCUUUGCUCAGCCAGAAAGCUGCUGGGAGCCAAGGUCUGUCUCUGGACACCUUGAAACAAGCCAAGCUACCUCAUGCAAACAUACCUUCCACCACCAGCUCUGUGUCCCCAGGGCUGGUGUCCUUCGCCCUGAGGCCGGAUGGGUCAAGGGUGCUCCCCAACCGCCUCCCGGGUGCUUUGCUACCUCAGCCCCCAGGCUCUGUGCUCUUCCAGAGCCCUUUCUCCACGGUGGCGAUAGACCCGUCCAAGAAAGGGAAAGGGAAGCCACCCAACGUCUCCCCGGUGGAUGUGAAACCCAAAGACGAGGCCGCCCUCUACAGGCACAAGUGUAAGUACUGUAGCAAGGUUUUUGGGACUGAUAGCUCCUUGCAGAUCCACCUCCGCUCCCAUACUGGAGAGAGACCCUUCGUGUGCUCUGUCUGUGGCCACCGGUUCACCACCAAGGGCAACCUCAAGGUGCACUUUCAUCGACAUCCCCAGGUGAAGGCAAACCCCCAGCUGUUUGCCGAGUUCCACGACAAAAUGGCGGCAGGCAAUGGCGUUCCCUAUGCACUCUCUGUACCUGUCCCCAUAGAUGAAUCGAGUCUCUCUUUAGACAGCAAACCUGUCCUGGUAACAGGGACCCCUAAUGUAGGGCUACCUCAGAAUCUCUCUUCAGGGACUAACCCCAAGGACCUCAUGGGUGGCCCACUGCCUGCCGACCUGCAGCCCGGGCCUUCUCCAGACAGUGAGGACGGAUCCAUAGUCUCUGGGGUGGGGCCAAACCAUAGUUCCCCAAGGGUUGGUGGCUUCCAAGGGAGAGGGACACCCGAGCCAGGGUCAGAGACCCUGAAGUUGCAGCAGCUGGUGGAGAACAUUGACAAGGCCACCACCGACCCCAACGAAUGUCUCAUUUGCCACCGUGUCUUAAGCUGCCAGAGCUCCCUCAAAAUGCAUUACCGCACCCACACCGGGGAGAGGCCAUUCCGGUGUAAGAUCUGCGACCGAGCCUUCUCCACCAAAGGCAACCUGAAGACACAUUUCGGGGUUCACCGAACCAACACAUCCAUAAAGACGCAGCAUUCGUGCCCCAUCUGCCAGAAGAAGUUCACCAACGCGGUCAUGUUGCAGCAGCAUAUUCGGAUGCACAUGGGCGGUCAGAUUCCUAACACCCCCCUGCCGGAUAACCCCUGUGACUUUACGGGUCCCGAGCCAGUGAUGGUCGGAGAGAAUGGCAGCACAAGUGCCAUCUGUCACGACGAUGUCAUCGAAAGCAUCGAUGUGGAUGAAAUCAGCUCCCAGGAUGUCCCCAGCAGCUCCUCGAAGGUCCCCAUGCCUCUUGCCAGCGUCCACUCGGCAUCACCCACUCUGGGGUUCACCAUGAUGGCUCCCCUAGAUGCCCCGGGGAAGGUGGGCCCUGCUCCUCUUGUCCUGCAGAGGCAGACCAGCAGAGAAAAUGGUUCGGUGGAGAGUGAUGGCUUGACCAACGACUCCUCGCCCUCCGUGAUGGGAGACCAGGAGUAUCAGAGCCGAAGUCCAGACGUCCUGGAGACCGGGUCCUUCCAGGCACUCUCCCCGGCCAAUAGCCAACCGGAAAGUAUCAAGUCCAAGUCUCCUGAUGGUGGCGGCAAAGCAGACGGCUUGGAGAACAGCCGCACUGAGAUGGAAGGUCGGGGCAGCCUCCCAUCCACAUUUGUCCGUGCCCAGCCAACCUAUGUCAAAGUUGAAGUUCCUGGUGCGUUUGGACCCGCGACCAUGUCCCCAGGCAUGACACCUUUGUUAGCGGCCCAGCCACGCCGACAGGCCAAGCAACACGGCUGCACACGGUGCGGGAAGAACUUCUCCUCGGCGAGCGCCCUUCAGAUUCACGAGCGGACCCACACCGGGGAGAAGCCUUUCGUGUGUAACAUAUGCGGGCGAGCUUUCACCACCAAAGGCAACUUGAAGGUCCACUAUAUGACGCACGGGGCCAGCAAUAGCUCCGCACGCCGAGGGAGGAAGCUGGCCAUCGAGAACACCAUGGCUCUUUUAGGAACAGAUGGAAAGAGGGUCCCCGAGAUGUUUUCCAAGGAAAUCAUAGCCCCUUCAAUGAACGUGGACCCUGCCGUGUGGAACCAGUACACCACCAUGCUCAAUGGCGGCCUGGCCAUGAAGACCAACGAGAUCUCUGUCAUCCAGAGCGGAGGCAUUCCUACCCUCCCAGUGUCGCUGGGGGCCAGCUCCGUGGUGAACAACACCACUGUCUCCAAGAUGGAUGGCUCCCAGUCAGCGAUCAGUGCCGACGUGGAAAAGCCAGGGGCUGCCGACAGUGUCCCCAAACACCAGUUCCCUCACUUCCUGGAAGAAAACAAGAUUGCGGUCAGCUAAGCUCAAGGAGAGCCCAUGCGGAUGGAGAAAAAUGCAGUGACCUCUCUAGAACUGGACCUUUUUGUUUGUUUUUUUUAAAGAACCCAUCUCCUCCUGUUUGGUUUUUUUUUUUGUUUUGUUUUUAACUGAUGUGCAAAUGAUGUUUACAGUUGUGACCACAACCUCAGGCAAAGAGUCCUACAAUCACGAUGUUGCUAUGCUGCUUUGCAAAAAACAAAAGAACAAACAAAUUCAUACUAAAACAUACAGACUAGUUAUUGUCUUUCUUUUUUUUUUUUUAAUUUUGGAAAGAAGCGGGUCUUGCAAAGUAGCUUUGUUACUUGCGACAAACUAUACAUAAAACCUUUGUACACGCUGGAGUAACGGUUUCCAAAGACUUGUCACCUGUUUCAAGUUGGAACUCACUGACCCACAAUGGAAAAGACAGCUGCUUAGCCUUGUGGGGGCGGGGGUAGUGUAUCCUUCGGUGGUGACUGUGGGUAAAUGGACAAGGUCUGUUGUCUUUAGGGGGCCUGCUCUGUAUGCCCCCCAACCAUGCACCCAUCUUUUUAUUUUUCUUUUUUGAAUGUACUUCCCCCCCCCCCCCAAAAAAAAAAACUGAGGUUGUAGAAAGCCAGUUCUUUCAACCUUGGAACCUUAAGUAGGAUGCCCUCAGAUGGACUGGUUUGAGUCCUUAGGGAGUCAAUGUGUGUGUGUUGCUGCUUAUUUAAAUACAGUUCAGGUCGUUCCCUCAGAGUGCCAAUGUACUCCCUGUGCUUUCCAGAUGCCACCUUCUCCCUGAAUGCCAGGAGAAGAGGGGUGGAACCUUGAGCAGGGAACCUCAGGUGACUUAAUUUAGUUCACCAGUGCCUACUCCAUUGAAGAACUGGGUUUUCAUUCUUGAAGAAACUCACGGAAGGGCGUGUUUCUUAUUUUAGGGUCACGUACUUUUUAAAAAAAUGUCCUUGAUGUGACUUAUGCCAAGUAAUGAUGAAGAUUCUCUCCCCACCCAACCUCCCUCCCCCCUACACCCCCAGUAUUGCAUGAAGGCUACAAAAUUGGAACAGGCAAGUCCUGGGUAUGAAAGCUUUAAUUUAUCUACCUCAUUUAUUUUUUAUUUUUGUAGCCUUAGUCUCUGUUUUCCUAUAUGAUGAUUUUCCUAUAUGAUUCCCAGGCCCCGUCUUUAACCUAAGAGUUGAUGUACUGGUGGGAGCGGCUGGACGUUCGAGAUGUUUUUUGUGAUUUUUUUUUUAAUCCCCUUUUUGUAUAUGUAAUAUGAAGCGAACGAUGAAGCGUUGCUCUAAUGGUUUAACGAGGAAGGAGAAGGAAAGUCCGUAAUCUCUGGGUGGAGAAGUGUUGCCCCCGCCAUGUGGAGAUGUAGAUCAAUACUGUUACCAAAAGUUUGUCUCUGAAUUAAUUAUUGCACCUGACUAGGAUCCCCAGAUUUUUAUUUUUAUUUUUUUUGUUCGCCAAGUUGUGCCUUUCCUUCUGGAAUUGUAAGUGAACACAAUACUUAGUACCUGUUUACACUGUGAAGUGGAUAUUGUUACAGAGAACACACCAGAGGCUUUCUCACUGUUAUGCUAACAAUGCCUUGUGAAUGUAUGAUCUACGGAGAGAUCCCUGUAGUUGUACCUGCUGAUGCUGACGGUUGGAGAAUAAAUUUUGGAUAUUUUUUCCCCCUA